UCCCACAAGCUCUUCCCUGACAACCACAACAUUGUCGAGUGAUCUUGAAACCAUAAGCUCUCUCUCUCUCUCUCUCUCUCUCUCUCCAUGUGCUCCUUGUCAUGUUAUCUCUGAACCGAGGAGAGGAAAGCAGGUGGUAACCAGAAAAACGAGGGACGUAAAGGGGCAGCUUGUUCAGGUCCGAUGGCCAAAGACAAUUCUGGAUCUCUAAAGAUCCACCCGUCGGAAUCGAAGAGGCGUCGUGUAACCUAUAUCUUCUCUGUGAGUGGCCUCUGUGUUCUGUUCUACAUUCUUGGGGCUUGGCAGAACAGCACUACCCCCACCUUGAAUCAGAGAUCCGAUUUGGCGUCGAAAGUUGAAUGCGACAAUGACUUCCCUCGAUCCACCGAGUCAUUAUCCACCUCCUCGUCAUCAGAGGGUGAAACCCUCGAUUUCCAAGCUCACCAUCAGCUAAGCUUCAAUGAUACGUUCAUGGUGACGGAGAAAUUCCCACCUUGUGCUCUCAACUUCAGCGAGUACACACCCUGCCAAGACCUAACCAGGUGUAAGAAGUUCGCGAGGGCGAUGCUAGCGUACCGAGAGCGACACUGUCCUGCACAACAUGAGCUCAUCCGGUGCCUGAUUCCUGCUCCACCAAAGUACAAAACACCCUUCAAAUGGCCUCGGAGCAGAGACUACGCUUGGUAUGACAACAUUCCUCACAGGGAGCUGAGCAUCGAGAAGGCUGUUCAGAACUGGAUCCAGGUCGAAGGCGACCGGUUCAGAUUCCCCGGAGGUGGCACCAUGUUCCCGCGUGGUGCCGACGUUUAUAUCGAUGACAUAAAUGCUCUCGUCUCACUGACUGAUGGCGAUAUCAGGACUGCCAUCGACACAGGCUGCGGAGUUGCCAGUUGGGGAGCUUAUCUUCUGAAGAGGGACAUCCUAACAAUGUCAUUUGCACCAAGAGACACACAUGAGGCGCAGGUGCAGUUCGCUCUGGAGCGGGGAGUUCCGGCCAUGAUUGGAGUGAUGGCCACACAGAGGUUGCCGUACCCUGCGAGAGCAUUUGAUAUGGCUCAUUGUUCCCGGUGUUUGAUUCCUUGGCAAGAUUUUGAUGGCCUGUAUCUGAUUGAAGUUGACCGAGUUCUCAGACCUGGAGGUUACUGGAUUCUCUCUGGUCCUCCAAUUCGUUGGAAGAAGUACUAUGUAGGCUGGGAGAGGACUCAAGAAGAUCUAAAGCAAGAGCAAGAUUCAAUAGAGGACGUCGCCAAACGCCUUUGCUGGAAGAAAGUAAUCGAGAAGGGCGAUCUUGCGAUUUGGCAGAAGCCCAUCAACCAUGCCGAUUGCAUCCAGAGCAGAAGGAUCUACAAAACACCUCACAUUUGCAAGAAUGACAAUGCUGAUGCUGCCUGGUACUGGAAAAUGGAGGCCUGCAUCACCCCGUUACCAGAAGUAAGCAGUAGCAGCGAAGUAGCAGGUGGUGAACUCCAGAAAUGGCCCCAGAGGGCAUUUGCUGUGCCCCCAAGAAUAAGCAAAGGUACAAUCCCUGGCUUGACCGUGAAGAAAUUUGAAGACGACAACACGGUGUGGAAAGAGCGGAUAGAGUAUUACAAGCGAAUCAUUCCGCCGUUGUCUCAAGGGCGAUACCGAAAUGCGAUGGACAUGAAUGCCUACUUGGGUGGAUUUGCAGCAGCUCUGAUGGAUUAUCCCAUCUGGGUGAUGAAUGUAGUCCCUGCAAAUUCAGAUUAUGACACCCUUGGUGUGAUCUAUGAGAGGGGAUUCAUCGGUACAUAUCAGGACUGGUGUGAAGCCUUCUCAACUUAUCCCAGAACUUAUGAUCUCAUUCAUGCUAGUGCCAUUUUCAGCAUUUAUCAGGACAGGUGUGGUGACAUUACAUACAUACUCUUGGAGAUGGAUAGGAUACUGAGGCCGGAGGGAACAGUGAUAGUCCGCGACACCGUGGACGUCCUCACGAAAGUUCAGGGGAUCGCAGAGAGGAUGAGAUGGAAGUGUAAGAUCGUGGAUCAUGAAAGUGGACCUUUCAACCCUGAGAAGAUCCUUUUUGCUGUCAAGACUUACUGGACAGCUGCUCCUUCUACACAGCAGUAACUGAUCCAACUUCGCCAUCCUUUACGUUCAAGUUUGCCUUCUUCAGAUAAAGGUCUCAUGCAGGUCGUCCUUUGCUCAUCCAAAGAGUCUGCUCUUUCCUGUGGUACUCAGAGAUGUUUGCUAAGAUGCAGAAAGGAGCGCAGAGUUGUUGCGUUGUUUUUGAUCCACAUUAAGAUCGAGGUCUGAUGUUGUGAGAAUCAAAUUAGUUGUGUAAUUGUACUCACACCGAAAUAAAUGGCAUCUUCAUCAUUGAAUUGAUACUCA
Molecule: messenger RNA, 2352 nt
Organism: Musa acuminata subsp. malaccensis (wild Malaysian banana)
Lineage: Eukaryota; Viridiplantae; Streptophyta; Magnoliopsida; Zingiberales; Musaceae
Product: probable methyltransferase PMT18
Cellular component (GO): cytoplasm; trans-Golgi network; endosome
Molecular function (GO): methyltransferase activity
Source: RefSeq, a predicted model, not a curated record